This is a messenger RNA of Ruditapes philippinarum (Manila clam), 2693 nucleotides long. Its product is annotated as zinc finger protein 501-like. The transcript is spliced from 2 exons. NCBI's taxonomy places the organism in Eukaryota, Metazoa, Mollusca, Bivalvia, Venerida, Veneridae. Bases 1041 to 2102 code for a protein of 353 amino acids. The record is from RefSeq and is a predicted model, not a curated record. Gene Ontology annotation, biological process: regulation of transcription by RNA polymerase II. Gene Ontology annotation, molecular function: DNA-binding transcription factor activity; RNA polymerase II cis-regulatory region sequence-specific DNA binding.
GGUGCAUAUCCAUAUCGGUACCCUCUUUGCGAAAUUUACUGAAACGGUACCCUCUCCGAUCAUGCACAGGCCACUCUUUGCUGAAAACAAACAAUCAAUGGAUACUCAUACAGCUUAUUUUCCUUCUACUGAUGAAAAGAGGUAAGUCAUGUGGUAAAGUAGUGUACCACGGAACACUAGAAUGUUUUAUUUAUGUGUUGUUUUGUCAUGUGCCAAUUUUUCAAUUACUGCAACUUCAAAAUAAGCUUCAUAAAAUCGACAUGUCAUGCCUCGCUAUCGCCUCGACAUAUUUUGUCGGGCUGGAAUGAACGAGUUAUUUGAUUAUAUACGCACCAUGCAUGUUACAUGUGUUCAUUUAUUUAUCAUCUUUUGACAAACUGCAGUUAUUAGUCAAAAAUGAACGUUAAAUACAUAAAAACACCCUACUUUCGGUUUGACAGCGGCACGGGCUACCUCUCUGUGUUUAAAUUUUUAUGUCACAGGUAACCUCUCGCUCAUUUUUUUAACGCACAGGCACCCUCUAAGCGCAACACGUGGUUUUAUUUACGUUCCAUUUGUUGAACCGUUUAGUAUGCUUAUAAACACUAUGUUUUGAUAACAUUUAAAUAAGCGUAACUGAUUUACUAGUUGUUGGUCAUGUUUAAUGGCACAAAGUACAAAAGUUCAUAUGGAGACUUGCAUCUUUUAAUAGUUUUAUGGUGGUGGAGAAAGAUCUAUUUUGCCUCACGUUCAGUGUUCAGGAAAAUAAAGCAACAUUUAACAUCAAGCUUAGGAACCGCUUAGGAUUCCAACCGACUUAAGCCCCAACCAAUUACACCAUCAAAUCAAAAUGCAGCAGCAUUAAUAAGCAUUAUUAGUUAGUAAAAUAUGCAAGCUUUUUCUCCGGUUAUAUGGCAUUGUAAUACAUUGUACUGUGUUGUUGCAUCUUGUUACCACCACGAUGAUACACAUGAAGCACCAUAGUUAUCACAUUGUAUUUUCUUGUUUCAGAUAUGUAUACAUGGUAAUCAUAUGUAGAUGUUAAAGGACAGAUUUGGGAAAUGGAAUUCAACAGUUGGUUAAACAUCUUUGGGUUCAAGCCAUUGACUGAAAACGAUUCCUCGGAAGAAAGUGACCACAACAAUAACUUACUUAUUCCUGACAUACAAGACGUUGCUUUAUCCAAUGCGGUAGCUGAAUCUGCAGGUGAAACAGCCGAAGUAGUGUUGGAAGAAGAGAGUGUAAAUGAAGGCAAAACAGCUGUUUGUUUAGUGCUUCCGAAAGAAAGUGAUGAUAAAUUGGAGGAGAAAAGAAGUGUAAAAAGAGUUGAUACGAGUGUUUUUGGAGUACAUGGGGAAGAAAGUGUUGGCAAUGUUUCUGAAGAUCACGAAGAAAGCGUUGAUAAAGAUAAAGCUAUUGAUUUUGAAUUACAGGAAGAAAGACUUGAAGAAAGGGACGACACGUUAGGUAUGGAUGUAGUGCCCAGAGAUACUUUUCAAGAAAUAGGAGAAGUCACUGUUUCUACCAAUAAAAAAUCUUUUGAGUGUUCAAUUUGUAAUAAAACAUAUACUCUUAAGGCAAGUCUGAAAAGACAUAUGAAUGUUCAUAACACUGAAGGAGGGUUAAACUGUUCUGUGUGUGGAAAAACGUAUUACAUACUAUCCGCUUUUAACCAACACAAAAAAAUGCAUUCUACUGGACGUUAUAGAUGCAAAGUGUGUAGUAAAAUAUAUGUAACUAAACUAGGCUGUAAACGCCACGAGUCUACUCAUGAAGAUAAAUACACAUAUUAUUGCGAAGUGUGUGGGAAAAGUUUUAAUUACAAAAGUGAUUUAGUUGAUCAUACUGCAACGCAUUACAAUAGCAGACAUUUUAAAUGUGCAAAAUGUUCUCAGACUUUCAAAGCACGCUCAUGCCUUGUUCGACACAAAACAACAUGUGGCAUAAAUAAACAUAUAAAAUGUGAAAUUUGCGGAAGUAUGUUCAAAUCCAAUAGGUACCUUAAGGAGCAUAGCAGGAAGCACAAGGCAUAUGUGGAAUUACAUCAGUGUCCAAUAUGUGGGAAAACUUUCACACAUCAUAGCUCAUUGUACCGUCAUAAAAAGAAAGCUGGACACUACUGACAUUAAUAACUGAUAUAAACUGACGUUAUAUAAUAAGUUAAAAUGUUAUUUUUAAAGGCUGCCUUUUCCUUUUUGUUCGGUUAAAGUUUCGGUUUUUUUUCUAUACAAAUCCUAGUUAGUUUCUUUAAGAUUGUUCUUGUUCAAUAUUACGUUCUUUGCUUUGUUAUAAAAGUACGUAUAACAUGAUAUUUUGAUUAUAUUUUAGUGUGAUUUUUAUUGCAAUAGUGGAUAUUGCACUAAAUUUAAGAAACAUGCAAUACACAUAAUUAUUCCGUUUUAUGAUAGGAAUGCAAUAAUUUUUUACCACUCAUGUUUCAUUUAGUUCUUGUUUCAUUACCAUUUUUCAGUUAAUAGGUACAGUACAUCUAGAAAUGUUAUUUUAAUUGUGUUAAUGCUAGCCUUUUAGCUUACCUGAUCAGCAUGUGCUCAAUGACAGCUAUAGCUAUGACAUUCAGAAUAAUUAUUUGCAUAAUGAUUAAAAUGUUUAAAUUUUAAUACCAGUCAGCCUAGAUUUUGACCUAACGACUGUUAUCAAUGCCAUGUGUUCUGCCUUUUUGACAUUUAGACAGGUGAGCGAUAUAGGGCUAUCUU